UACUGUGCUUCUCGUUCCCUCGUCCUCGGGUAUUGAUUUCCGUAGAAGGUUAGGACGCGGCUUAGAUGUGUGUUGUCUACGCUACCGUUAGCAGCCAGCUACGUUUUCCGUAACGUCGCGCGCGUAUUCGUGGGCCGGCCUCCACCUCCACCUCCACCUUCUCUUUCUCUCUCUCUCUCUCUCUCUCUUUCUUUCUCUCUCUCUCCUCUUUUACGAAGAGUCGCGAGUUCCCAAGUGUUGCGCCAACUUUCGCCAUCCUCGUUGGUGUUUCUACUGUCAGAGGAGAACGCGUGGUGCCUGUCUUCUUGUCUUCGAGGAAGAAAGCUUUAACUCUGAUGCAUUAUCAUUGGACACAGUAACACGUGAGAGAUCAUAAACCGUCUGAUUUCUUUCUCUUCGUAUUUGAAAGAAGAGAAGGAAUACACGAAGGAGAGAUUCCUCGUUAAAUAGAAGACUUCGAUUUAACCGGAUAGGCCCAACCAGCGCUUCAGGGCACCUUCCGAGAUGCCUGCACCAACGUCAGCGGCGGGUGCGGCCGAAUGUGGCCCACCUCGCACCGAAUUGCAAGAAUUACAGCUGAAGGCCGACCAGACCACCGAUGAGUCCCUGGAGAGUACGAGGCGUAUGCUGGCAUUAUGCGAGGAGAGCGAGGAUGUCGCAGCGAACACACUGAUGAUGUUAGACCACCAAGGCGAGCAAUUGGAUCGAAUCGAGGAGGGCAUGGACCAGAUCAAUGCGGACAUGCGAGAAGCAGAGAAGAAUCUUACCGGGAUGGAAAAAUGCUGUGGUCUCUGCGUUCUCCCGUGUAACAAGAGUGCAAGUUUCAAAGAGGACGAAGGAACGUGGAAGGGUAACGACGACGGUAAGGUCGUUAAUAAUCAGCCUCAACGCGUGAUGGAUGAACGCAAUGGACUCGGCCCUCAGGGUGGCUACAUCGCUAAGAUCACGAACGAUGCGCGUGAAAACGAAAUGGAAGACAAUAUGGGUCAGGUAUCGACGAUGAUUGGGAAUCUCAGAAACAUGGCUAUCGAUAUGGGCAGCGAGCUCGAGAAUCAAAAUCGACAAAUCGACAGGAUCAACCGGAAGGGCGAAUCGAACGAGACAAGGAUACAAGUGGCCAACGAGCGAGCCCAUCAGCUGCUCAAGUAAAAACCACUCACGACCAUCUCUCUCUGCACCUCCGUCUCGGCCACCGGCAUUACUGAUACCAUCAUCAUGUACAACAACAACAACAACAACAACAACAACAACAACAACAACAACAAAAUACAAAAAUCAGCACCAAGACAAGUACCAUCACAAUUAUACUUACAAUUUACACUAUACAUACAUAUGUAUACGCUUUCCUUUUUUCUUCCUUUCUUACUUACUCAUUACCCUCUUAAUCUAUAUAUCUGUAUUAUUAUUCGCUGAUAAGAUUAUCAUCAUCGAAGGGACGAACAAAAUGGAAUGGAUAGCAAUAUCAUAGAAUAAUUGUUAAUCAAUAAGACUUAUUACGGGUCUUUUGAUUUCUAAUUUUCGAAACUUGAUAAUUCGUCCAUUUUUCUUCUUUCCUUAGUAUUUAUUCUUUGCCACGUAACAGUAUUUUCAAUUAUCCUGAUGUUACUUAUUUCUUUACGCAGUUAUUAUUUUAAUUUAAAGAAAAAGAAAAAGAAAAAAAAAAAAGAAAUAGAAUGUCUACUCAUAUUCGUAGUAUCGUCCAAUGAAUUAUUUUUCCUUAUCGAUAAUAAGACGCGUGAAACAUAUCGUUUGGCAUCAUUGUCAUCAUAAUUUUCCGUACUUAAGGAAGCUUCCUAAGUCAAACUGUGUAUUAGAAACUAUAGCAAUUCUCUUAUUGUAUGUACCGUCAAUUUGAUAUACUGAUUCAUUAAACGGUUUGUCACAUCGAUUAGCCAAUCCCCGUCCAUCUUUAAUAAAAAAAAAAAAAGGUAUUUAUUUAUUUAUCCUUUUAUAUUAUACUCAACCGAUUUCUAUCUUUUUUCUUCUUUUUUCGUUAAUCGUAUCUCUCUACACACGUAAUAUACACACGCAACUCACACACGCGUACACGUUACUCACGUUAUACGUUCACGUUCACCUUACCACCGUACGUCGCUGAAAAAAAUAAAAAAAAAAUAAAUAAAAAAAAAAAAAGAAAAAUAAAAAAAACACAAACCAAACGAAAUAAUAAGCAAAAUAGAAAGAGAAAUUAACUAGAAAAAAAAAAUCUUUUUCGCGACGGAUCUUUUUUGCUCGUAAAAAUUAUCCAACGAGAGCACGUCGUACACUUUAAAAUCGCGUCAUAUUUUAAAUCUUUAAAUAUACGGCGCUUGAUUAGAGUUCUCAGCGGGAACUAAUCCGCGAUUAGUAGACGCCGAGAAGAAUUGUAAAUUUUAAGCGACUCACGACGCGCGUUAGAGAUAAGCGAGAAUAAUAAUAUACGAGAGUUAAGUUUCUUAUCUCAACGAUCCUCUAACGAGUACAAAGCUAAUUAAAAAGCAAAGAAAAAAAAAGAAAGAAAAAAAGGAAAGAAAACAAUUAUAAUAAAUAAUUACAUAGAUCGAGACCGCAUUGUACGAGAUUUUCCUUAUUAUCGUUAUUGUUAUCAUUGUUAUUAUUAUUAUUAUUAUUAUUAUUAUUAUUAUUAUUAUUAUUAUUAUUAUUAUUAUUAUUAUUAUUGUUAUUAUUAUUAUUCUAAUGGGAGCGCGAUCUUAGAUUUUUGGCGCUAUUGAAAUAUGCGUUAUCUCUCUUGUAUAUGAAAAUUCAAUUAAUAUAAAAGAGAAUGAAAAGAAAAAAAAAAGAAAAGACACAAUAACAACAAUAACACAACAACAAUAACAACAACAACAACAACAACAAGAACAACAACAAUCCUUAAAAACGAAAUAGAAACACACAGGGAAGAAAGGAAAAAGAAGGACGACUCGCGUAACGAGAGACGUGCGGCACGAACUCGAGCUUUGAGUUCUUCUUCCUCCAAUGGGUUAAAGAAUGUCAACAACAGGUGAUAAUGGAACAUACACACACGCGAAACGAUAUAAUGAUAGAGAAAAAAGACCAGGGAAACAUGUAUAAUAAUUGCAAUACAAUAUGGACUAAUGAGAGAGAAAAGAUAAAAUUUGGGCCUUUUUUAUAAUUAGGGUAAAAAAAAAAAAGAAAAAAAAGAAAAAGGGAUCGACGAAUUUUCAUAUAUUCGUCGUUUGUUCGAUCUUAUCUUUCUAGUUUCGUGACUUUUUGUUCUUUUUACUUUUUUUCUUGUUUCAUUAUUUUUUUUUAUUUUAUUUCAAACUUUGCGUCACCUAAAGUGACCCCGAUUUGGUAUCGGAAAUAUAUAUAUAUAUAUAUAUAUAUAUAUAUAUAUAUAUAUAUACAUAUACAUAUAUACAUGUGUCAUCUAAGAUUUUUUUUCGUAAAUGAUUCUGAAUUAUUCUGAUUUUUCUUUUUAUCUAUAGAGACACAACGAAUCCGACGAAUUAGGGAAAAUAAAGAGAACAUUAUUAAUUAAUUAUUAAUUUCUAUUUCUAAGAAAACAAAAAAGAAGAAUUGCAAAUCGUAUCGAUUGAAAGAAAAUAUAAAUCUUUAAAGGUUAAAAAAAAAAAAAAAAAAAAAAAUACUAUCUCUUUUUACUUAUUUAUUCGCUCUAAGUAAAAUUGCUUUACGUCAAAAGUUCUUUUUAUAUCUCAUCAAAAUCGAUAUAAAGAUAUUUUAAGAUCUAGUCUUAGGUGACUCACCCAAUAUGUAUAUGUGCAUUUACGUAUCUAUGUAUGUACAUGACGAUUUUCAUCAUGAAAACAUUUUUCUCUCUCACUAUAUGUAUUUAUAUAUUUCGUAUAUACGAAAAUUUACAUAAUCAUAGACAUAUAUAUAUACACACGCAUACAUACAGAUACAUAUGUACACGAGCACGCGUAUAUACGUAAUAUCGAGAGGAAAUACGAUCAAGAAAAAGGAUGUCAGGCGCGAGGAAAGGGGGUGGGGAUAAGGGGGAGGAACCGCAGAUAGGAAGAAAUAGAUAAAAUAAAAAAGGGGGAAAAGUAAUCGGAGAAGAUGAGGAGGAGGAGGAGAAGAAGGAGGCGAGGAGGAGGAGGAAAAUCAAAAGAUUUUCCUACGAAGAUUAGAAGAAAAAUAUCAUAGCAGAAAAGAAAAGAAAGGAACCCAAAGGAACGGAAGAAGAGGAAGAGGAAGAAAAAUAAGAGGAGAAGGAGGAGGAAGAAGAAGGAGAAGAAAUGAAAUAAAAAAAGAAAAAGAAUGAAAGAAAAUGAAGAUUGAUAAAUUAAACGAGAAAAACGCGUCAUGUUCGUCGAGAAGUUGUCCCGAACAAAACUUGUAGAUAAAUAUAAUCUCCCUUUUUUCAAUCGUCUUAACAAAAUCACACGACACAUGUGCACGUAACGAACACUUACACGACAUACGCACACAUAAGUACAAAAUUAAUCCUACAUAUAACACGAACAUAAGUCGUAGAGGUUAGCUGUUCUCCACCUUCCCCAAAGUUUAUGCGCCCGUCGCUUUAUGAGUGCGCCGGGGUCACAGUAAGGUAUAACUCCAAUAAUUAGCUGAUAUCGAGAGGAAUGGAAAGAGGAAGUGAGGACAUACAAAAUUAACAAAAAAGAAAACAAGAGAGAACUUAAAAGAAUAACAAACAAACAAAAAACAAGAAAUAAGAAAAAGAGAGAGAGAAAGAGA
Messenger RNA from Vespa mandarinia (Asian giant hornet), 4665 nucleotides. RefSeq names its product Synaptosomal-associated protein 25kDa (gene Snap25). Gene Ontology annotation, molecular function: syntaxin binding; SNAP receptor activity. Gene Ontology annotation, biological process: exocytosis; synaptic vesicle fusion to presynaptic active zone membrane; synaptic vesicle priming. The record is from RefSeq and is a predicted model, not a curated record. Gene Ontology annotation, cellular component: SNARE complex; plasma membrane. NCBI's taxonomy places the organism in Eukaryota, Metazoa, Arthropoda, Insecta, Hymenoptera, Vespidae.